Messenger RNA from Microthlaspi erraticum, 1038 nucleotides. The record is from the annotation of a GenBank genome assembly. Lineage: Eukaryota; Viridiplantae; Streptophyta; Magnoliopsida; Brassicales; Brassicaceae.
AUGGUAGCUGGAGAGGUUCCUAAUGAUUUCGAUGCUUACAAGAGGAAGAAGUUCUUUAAAGAUGCUAGGCACUACUAUUGGGAUGAAUCUAAUUUGUACAGAAGAGGGCCAUAUAGCAUCUAUAGAAGAUGCAUAGCUGAAGAAGAUGUACAAGGUGUUUUAGAACAUUGCCAUGGGUCUGCUUAUGGAGGUCACUUUGCCACAUUCAAACCAGCAAACAAGGUCUUGCAAGCUGAACUAUGGUUGCCUACCUUGUUCAAGAAUGAAACAAGCUUCAGUUCUAGAUGUGAUCCAUGCCAAAGGAAAGGAGUGAUCACCAAGAAGAACAAGAUGCCUCAGAAUCCCAUUCUAGAGAUUGAGAUUUUCGAUUGGAUAGAAGCUAUUGCCUGCCCUGCUUAUGAUGCCAAGGUUGUUGUCAAGCUGUUUAAGACCAUCAUCUUCCCAAGAUAUGGCAUCCCUAAAGUUGUGAUCUCAGAUGGAGGCUCCCACUUCAUCAACAAGGUGUUUGAGAAGUUAAUGAAGAAUUAUGGAGUUAAGCACAAGGUGGCUACGCCCUAUCACCCCCAGACCAGCGGACAAGUUGAGGUCUCUAACAGGCAGGUAAAGGCUAUCCUUGAGAAGACAGUGAGCUUCACAAGGAAGGAUUUGGCGACCAGGCUCGACGAAGCACUUUGGGCUUACAGGACAGCCUACAAGACACCAAUAGGAAGGUCACCUUUCAACCUAUUGUAUGGCAAAGCUUGCCACUUACCCGUGGAGAUUGAGUAUAAGGCACUUUGGGCAAUCAAGAUGCUCAACUUUGAUAUGAAAACAGCACAUGAGAAGAAGGUCAUGGACUUGCACGAAUUUGAGGAAAUCAGACUAGAUGCCUAUGAGAACUCUAAGAUCUAUAAGGAAAGGACUAAGGCAGCCAAUGACAAGCUGAUUCGCCUUAAAGAUUUCAAGGCUUGGGAUAGUGUGCUCUUUGUUCAAUUUGAAGUUGAAGCUGUUUCCAGGAAAGCUGAGAUCAAAAUGGUCAGGACCAUUCAAAAUCCAUGA